Molecule: messenger RNA, 4162 nt
Organism: Odobenus rosmarus divergens (Pacific walrus)
Lineage: Eukaryota; Metazoa; Chordata; Mammalia; Carnivora; Odobenidae
Gene: EXT2
Product: exostosin glycosyltransferase 2
Exons: 14
Coding region: 98-2473 (791 amino acids)
Cellular component (GO): membrane
Molecular function (GO): glycosyltransferase activity
Source: RefSeq, a predicted model, not a curated record
GGUGGAGCCUGAGCUUCGCGCUCCUGCCUGGGAGAAACCCUACGCGGUGCCCUGGCUCCUCCUGUCCAGCAGGGGGCGGGGGCCCGGCCGCUCCCGCAUGCGCAGUGCGCUCGGUGUCAGACGACGCCAACCCCGUCGCUGGCGCCGCUCUCCCUGCUCGCUCGCGCAGACCCGGCGCUGGCGGCCGGCGACUCGGCGCGAUUCCUCCCGGGCGGCCGUGGCCCGCGCCCUGCGGCAUGCCCCGGUGACCAAGCGCGGGGCCGAGCGGGAGGCAACCGUGGCCGAGGAGUGGGAGGAAGAGGCUGUCUGUGUCAUUAUGUGUGCCUCGGUCAAGUACAAUAUCCGGGGUCCUGCCCUCAUCCCAAGAAUGAAGACCAAGCACCGAAUCUACUACGUCACCCUCUUCUCCAUCGUCCUGCUGGGCCUCAUUGCCACCGGCAUGUUUCAGUUCUGGCCCCACUCCAUCGAGUCCUCCAGUGACUGGAACGUAGAGAAGCGCAGCGUCCGCGACGUGCCCGUGGUCAGGCUGCCGGCCGAUAGUCCCAGCCCCGAGCGCGGCGAUCUCAGCUGCAGGAUGCACACGUGUUUUGAUGUCUACCGCUGUGGCUUCAACCCGAAGAACAAAAUCAAGGUGUAUAUCUACUCUCUGAAAAAGUACGUGGAUGAUGCUGGUGUCCCCGUCAGCAACACCAUCUCCCGGGAGUAUAACGAACUGCUCACGGCCAUCUCAGACAGCGACUACUACACGGAUGACAUCAGCCGGGCCUGCCUGUUUGUCCCGUCCAUCGACGUCCUUAACCAGAACACGCUCCGCACUGAGGAGACCGCACAGGCACUGGCCCAGCUCUCUAGGUGGGAUCGAGGUACAAACCACCUGCUGUUCAACAUGUUGCCUGGAGGUCCCCCAGAUUAUAACACGGCUCUGGAUGUCCCCAGAGACAGGGCUCUAUUGGCUGGUGGUGGCUUUUCUACGUGGACUUACCGGCAAGGCUAUGAUGUCAGCAUUCCUGUCUACAGUCCACUGUCAGUGGAGGUGGACCUUCCGGAGAAAGGACCAGGGCCCCGGCGGUACUUCCUCCUGUCCUCUCAGAUGGCUCUCCACCCCGAGUACAGAGAAGACCUGGAAGCCCUGCAGGCCAGACACGGGGAGUCGGUGUUAGUACUGGAUAAAUGCACCAACCUCUCAGAGGGUGUCCUCUGGGUGCGUAAGCGCUGCCGCGAGCACCAGGUCUACGAUUACCCCCAGGUGCUGCAGGAGGCCACGUUCUGUGUGGUCCUUCGUGGUGCUCGGCUGGGCCAGGCGGUACUAAGUGACGUUUUACGUGCCGGUUGUGUCCCAGUUGUCAUUGCAGACUCCUAUAUUUUGCCUUUCUCUGAAGUUCUGGACUGGAAGAGAGCAUCUGUGGUUGUGCCGGAAGAAAAGAUACCCGAUGUGUACGGUAUUUUGCAGAGCAUCCCCCAAAGACAGAUUGAAGAAAUGCAGCGGCAGGCACGGUGGUUCUGGGAAGCGUACUUUCAAUCAAUUAAAGCCAUUGCCAUGGCCACUCUGCAGAUUAUCAAUGACCGCAUCUAUCCAUAUGCUGCCCUCUCCUAUGAAGAAUGGAAUGACCCUCCCACUGUGAAAUGGAGCAGCGUGAGCAACCCCCUCUUCCUCCCGCUGAUCCCACCGCAGUCACAAGGUUUCACUGCCAUCGUCCUCACCUACGACCGAGUGGAGAGCCUCUUCCGGGUCAUCACUGAGGUGUCCAAGGUGCCCAGUCUAUCCAAGCUGCUAGUUGUCUGGAAUAAUCAGAAUAAAAAUCCUCCAGAAGAUUCCGUCUGGCCCAAGAUCCGGGUUCCAUUAAAAGUUGUGAGGACUGCUGAAAACAAGCUGAGUAACCGUUUCUUCCCGUAUGAUGAAAUUGAGACGGAGGCUGUCCUGGCCAUCGAUGACGAUAUCAUCAUGCUGACCUCUGACGAGCUGCAGUUUGGUUAUGAGGUCUGGCGGGAGUUUCCUGACCGCUUGGUGGGUUACCCGGGUCGUCUGCACCUCUGGGACCACGAGAUGAAUAAGUGGAAGUAUGAGUCUGAGUGGACCAAUGAGGUGUCCAUGGUGCUCACGGGGGCAGCUUUUUAUCACAAGUAUUUUAAUUACCUAUAUACCUACAAAAUGCCUGGGGAUAUCAAGAACUGGGUGGAUGCUCAUAUGAACUGUGAAGACAUUGCCAUGAAUUUCCUGGUGGCUAACGUCACGGGGAAAGCCGUCAUCAAGGUAACACCACGAAAGAAAUUCAAGUGUCCUGAGUGCACAGCCAUUGAUGGGCUUUCGCUUGACCAGACGCACAUGGUGGAGAGGUCUGAGUGCAUCAACAAGUUUGCUUCCGUCUUUGGGACGAUGCCUCUAAAGGUGGUGGAACACCGAGCUGACCCUGUCCUGUACAAAGACGACUUUCCUGAGAAACUGAAGAGCUUCCCCAACAUCGGCAGCUUAUGAAACAGGCCACUGGCGGAGGUCUGAAUGUUAAGCUGGGACAGAGGAGAAUACGGCCUCCCCGGCACUCUGAUAUCAGGGUGUGGGGGAUCUUUGAUUGACAGGCUGGACCGGGACACCUAACCUGUUUCCUCAAGAACCGGAACCUAAAGAAAGUGUCUAAGCACCUUGAGUGGUGUGUGCCCUGUUCUAGUGUUUCUUAUGACCUCCAAUGGGUUCUUGUUGAAAAUGCCAAAUGGAAGCCUUUGUGGCAUGCUCUGGGUUGAAAUCCAGCUCAGGCUCCCUUUGUUUGCAGUUCCAAUAAAACAGUCUGGGAGGAAACGUCACUGACCCUAAGACUGCGGAGAAGACAAACCUACUGGCCAUAUUAGAUCUGGGGAAUCAUGUAGAUCACGCCCAUAUCUCACCUUUAGCUAUUUCAGAUCAGUGAGGCUUUUUAGGCGGAAAAGCCAAACCAAGAACUUGAUGCAAAAUCCCAACAUCUUCGUGGGAUUUGACCUCUGCCCUGGGACCGGGGGCACUGGGCCCACGCAUAGGCAGAGCACCAAGUGCUGAACUGGGAUCCUGUAAGUUCCAUGAACCAUUCCUCUUUGGUUUGGCUUGUUGAUAUGAUUAAAAUAAUUUUUUAUUCCUUUUUAUACUAUGUUUGAAAUGCUGAUUAUUGGUAAUCCAAGGAACGUUCUUUUUUUUUUGUGUAGUUAACUCCAUCUUCUGGUUAACUUCAGUCUACCAUCCAUGUCUAGGAGGAUACAUAGCCAGGAGGAAUAUCCGAGGCCAUGUGCAUCAAGUAGAAGAUCCCCAAACUAUAAACAUUCUGAGAGAAGAUUCCUCCAAAGGAAUCUGUUUGCUUCUUGAUUAGAUCCAGUCCAUUUCCCUGAGUAUUCUCAGGGAAAACAGAGACCUUCUAAAGCCAUACCCUGAGAUGCUCUAACUGGUGCCAUGCUGUAAAUGUUGAGGGAGUUGUGAUCCCCCACCCCAAGGGGAUGCCAGAAUUUCCCUCAUUCUUUUGGCGUAAACUGAAUGUUAGCCAGGGAGGUUCUGGCUAAUGUUAAAUGCUACUCUAACAACUGCUUUACAACAGUUGCCGGUAUAUUUAAAUCAUUAAAUUUCAGCAUUUAGUAAUAUUGCACAUGUGUGAAGUAUACCUCUUUAAGCCCCGUUGAUGAACAAAUCUACUCUGGCAAAUGUUAGAUGUUAUGGAUUCGAAACAGAUUUAUCUGGCUCUAAUAUUAAGAUUAGCCACAGUUUGGGCUUUAGCCAUAACAUAUGUCCCCAGAACACAAAAUACAUAACAAUUUGCCUGGAAUAUGGUUAUAAUUACUGAAACCUAGCUGUGUACCAGUUGAAGUCACUCAUACACCACCCAUUGUUCUCUUGAGUGACACGAAGGUGAAUAGUUACAAAACUAUAGUUUUUAAACUUGUAGUUUUAACAAGAGUCACUUCAGCUGUGUUCCCAUAGACUUUGAGAGGUCAAAGAAAACUUCAAGAAGUAGCAGAAUUGACAGCGGGAAUCGCGAGAGUUUCAUCUUCUCUCGCAAUGAGGAGCGAGAGCACUAGACUGUUCCUGGUGGAAGGGACGAGAUGCCGCCUCCUCCUGUACGUUCAUGUUGCAGGUGCAGACACGGAAGCUGUGAUUUGUCCAGCGUGCUGCCUUCAAACACUGGUGCCUAAGAAAUACUGUGGAUUUGAA